Messenger RNA from Tetrahymena thermophila SB210, 1758 nucleotides. RefSeq names its product ABC transporter family protein. Gene Ontology annotation, cellular component: membrane. NCBI's taxonomy places the organism in Eukaryota, Ciliophora, Oligohymenophorea, Hymenostomatida, Tetrahymenidae. The transcript is spliced from 4 exons. Gene Ontology annotation, molecular function: ATP binding; ATP hydrolysis activity; ABC-type transporter activity. The record is from RefSeq and is a predicted model, not a curated record.
AUGAAUAAACAACCUAAAUAUUUGCCCAUAGAUAUCACAUUUAAGGAUUUAAAAUACACUGUUGCUACUAAAAAUGGCGACAAAGUCAUCCUUAACAAUAUUGAAGGAAUUUGUAAAAGUGGUGAAAUCACAGCCAUUUUAGGCUCUUCGGGUGCUGGUAAAACUUCUCUCUUAAAUGGUUUGUGUCAGAGAUUGCAAGUAGAUUAAAAUCACAGACUAGAAGGAAGCAUCCUUGCAAAUCAAAAAAAGUAUACAAGUAAAUCUUUUCCUAAUUUUGCAUCAUAUGUCAUGCAAGAUGACAUCCUUCCUGAAACUCUUACUGUCAGAGAAUGCAUUUCUUUUGCCGCUGAUUUUAAAAUCAAAGGCUCAAAAGAAGAAAAAGAAAAAAAAGUUGACGAAGUUAUUAAAACUUUAAAAUUAGAAAGAUGCCAAAAUACACUUAUUGGUGGUAACUUCAUAAAAGGUGUAUCUGGAGGAGAAAGAAAGAGAACUUCUAUUGGAUUCGAAUUAGUAAGUAAUCCAUAAGUUAUAUUCCUUGAUGAACCAACUUCUGGGUUAGAUAGUUUUACUGCCUACAUUCUCAUAAACGAAUUAAGAGAAUAUGCUCAUAAUACUAGAAAGACAGUUAUAUUCACUAUUCACUAACCUUCCACUGAUAUUUGGUAAAUGUUUGAUAGAAUCAUCUUAAUGAUUCAUGGAUAGAUCAUUUACUAAGGACCAGGAAGGGAAUAAAUUUUGAACUAUUUUAGUAAAAAUUCAUUUGUUUGUCCACACAAUUCAAAUCCAGGAGAUUACUUUUUAUCAAUAAUGCACUCCGAAAGUUCUACUAAUGUUUAAAAUUUCCCUACAUAUCUUGAAAACUAUUAACAGUAGCUUCAAGGUUUAGUUCAUUAAGAAAUAGAAUAAUCAAAUGUAUCAGAUCUUGAAAAAAGAUAACAAGUUCUUAAUAUAUUCUAGUAAAUUCCCCUAAUUAUUAAGAGAUGCUUAAAGAUCAAUUUCCGUAAUCCAAUUUUAGUCAAAUCUAGAACUAUUUAAAGUAUAAUCAUGGCUACAUACAUUGGACUUAUUUGGUUCUAAUUACCAGAUGGAAAAAAUGAUCCUACCAAUAUUGUUGAUGUUUAAAAUAGAGCAGGAUUAAUAUAUUUCCUUUCUGUUUCUGUUUUCAUGGAGUCUGUCAAUCCUUGUGUUUUAACUUUCCCUGUUGAUAAAGCUACUUUUUUAAGAGAAGAAAACGCUAAGUUGUAUGGAUAAUUUGCCUAUUUUACUGGAAAAUUUUUAGUUGAUAUUUUAAGUAAUUUACCUCUGCCUAUUCUUGAUACAUUAAUUGCCUACUUUAUGACAGGUCUUAGACUUGAAACUGGAGCUUUCUUCUUUUAUCUUAUCACAAUGAUCAUAAUGAGUAUAACUGGUGUUAGUGUUGGAUAUUUUGUUGGUACUCUUUUCAAAGAUGCUAAUACAUCUAUGUCAAUGAUGCCUAUGAUUGUUAUCCCUUUUAUGUUAUUCUCAGGUUUUUAUAAAAAUCGUUCCGAUUAUGCUAGCUGGAUUGGUUGGGUAGAAUACCUUUCUCCAUUCAAAUAUGCAUUUUAGGCACUUUGUAUAAAUGAGUUUGAAGUCACUUACUUCAUUCCAAAUCCUAUUAAAUCAUACAAUUUUGAGUUUAGUAAAGGAGAAGCUUUGGGACUUUUAAUUGUAUAUAUGAUUAUUGUCUCAAUGAUUGCCUUUUUCCUAUUAUCAAUUUUCAAAAAAAAACUAUAAUGA